Anisakis simplex (herring worm) is the source of this 363-nucleotide messenger RNA. Lineage: Eukaryota; Metazoa; Nematoda; Chromadorea; Rhabditida; Anisakidae. The record is from the annotation of a GenBank genome assembly.
AUGUCAACGAUAGCAGAUGCCGAAUGGUUUCACGGGCACUUGUCGAGGACGAAGGCCUGCGAACUGCUUCAGGAUAACGGCGACUUUUUGGUACGCAUAGCACAAUCGAAGGCUGAUCGUACUCUCAAAGCGGUUUUAUCAGUUAAGUGGAUGGGACGUCAUUACCACUUCGAGAUCCGCGAGCGGAAUGGCUUAUUCUAUGUUGAAGGAUAUCGUUUCUAUAGCAUGGUUGAUCUGAUUAGCCAUUACCUCAACGAACAGGUUUGCGGUUUGUUCAAAACAUAUAGGGUGUUUUUGAGCGCUUCAUACAUUACAAUAAUUUUUAGCGAGAUGCAUUCAUGUGUUAUAGAAUGCAAAGUAUGA